Oryzias melastigma (Indian medaka) is the source of this 1032-nucleotide messenger RNA. Its product is annotated as CD276 antigen-like. Gene Ontology annotation, biological process: response to bacterium. The coding region runs from base 1 to 1032 and encodes 343 amino acids. The record is from RefSeq and is a predicted model, not a curated record. The transcript is spliced from 5 exons. NCBI's taxonomy places the organism in Eukaryota, Metazoa, Chordata, Actinopteri, Beloniformes, Adrianichthyidae.
AUGACUCCUCUGGUGUUUGCUGGCUGUGUGACAUGUCUGCUGCUGUGUACAGUGGCUUUUUCUUGGGCUCAGAAACCGUCUGCAUCUUUACAUUUUGAAACAGUUGUUGUUGGAGAGGAAGUGACUUUAAAAUGUUUAUGUCAAGGCACUCUGGCAGAUUUCUUCUUCUGGUAUAAACAACCUUUGGGACAAAAACCACAACUCAUGUCUAAGUUUUUUACGCAUAAGAACAAUGGGUAUUUUGAGGAUGCAUUCAAGAACGAUCCACGGUUUGAACUGGAGACAGACAAAAACAGAAGCCAAUUGAAAAUCUCAAAUGUGGAAAUGUCAGACUCUGCUACUUACUACUGCAUCAGCUCUCUUUCUUACAGGUUCACAUUUUUGGAAGGUUUUAGUGUCCUUGUGAAGAACUCUUCUUCUUACAUCCAGACUUCUGUGGAUCUAUCGUCCUCUGAGAACAUCCAUCCAGGAGACUCUGUGACUCUGAACUGUACAGUACACACUGGGAGCUGUGAUGGAGAACACAGAGUUUACUGGUUCAAAGACUCUGAAGACUCUCAUCCAGGACUCAUUUACACUCAUGGAGGCAGGAAUGAUCAGUGUGAGGGAAAGAAAAACACACAAACACACAGCUGUGUCUAUGAGCUCCACAUGAAGAACAUAACUGAGUCUGAUUCUGGGAUCUACUACUGUGCUGUUGCCUCAUGUGGACACAUUCUGUUUGGAAACGGAAUCAAACUGGACCUCACAGGUCAGCCAAACUCUUUGUUAGUUUAUUACUUAACUGGAUCUUUGACCAUCAUGAGCGUCCUUGCUUUUUUUCUGGUUUUCAAGAUUAAGAAACAAAUGUGCUGCCAGUCUAAAGAUGGAAGCUCAGCAGCCUCCUGUACCUCACACACGGAGAACAAGAACAAAGACUCAGAAAACCUCCAUUACGCUGCUGUUAAUGUCAAGAGGUCCAACAGAUCCAGAAGACAGAAGAACGACUUGAACACAGAUUGUGUUUAUACGACUGUGAGACAACAGAACUGA